GCAAAUUGACGUCACCUCUCUACGCCUGUCACAAUGUCCAGAUAGACUAUAUCCUAAAGCAAUAAGAAAUGACAGACUUUUUCAAGUCGGCGUUUGGGAUAAUUAGCGGUGGUGGUCCCGGUGGUGCUGAGAAUGAUUUUGUUGGCCAAAUGGUUGAGCUGGGAAACCAGAAACUCCGUGUGAAAAGAGUCAUUGCAGAAGGUGGAUUUGCUUUUGUAUACAUUGCUCAAGACACUACAAGUGGAAAGGAUUUUGCUCUCAAGAGGUUAUUAGCCAAUGAUGAAGAAAAGAACAAAGCAGUAUUGGAAGAGAUUAGAUUCAUGAAAAAGUUAACAGGUCACAGUAACAUUGUACAGUUCAUAGCGGCUGCAUCUAUUGGUAAGGAGGAAUCAGGACACGGCCAGGCAGAAUAUCUCUUACUGAUGGAACUAUGUGGUGGUGGUCAGUUAGUCGAUAUUAUAAAUAGAAGACCUGGUCCUUUACCAUGUGACCAAGUGUUGUUAUCUUUCUACCAAACAUGUCGAGCAGUCCAACACAUGCAUAGACAGAACCCACCUAUAGUCCACAGAGAUCUUAAGGUAGAAAAUUUGCUUUUGAGUUCCCAAGGAUCCAUAAAGCUAUGUGAUUUUGGUAGUGCUACAACAAAGACCCAUUAUCCUGAUUCUGGUUGGUCUGCUAUACAGAGGAGUCUUGUUGAAGAUGAGAUUACAAGAAACACUACACCUAUGUAUAGAUCUCCAGAAAUGUUAGACUUAUACAUGAAUUAUCCUAUCUGUGAAAGUCUAGAUAUAUGGGCACUUGGUUGUGUGCUAUAUCUUCUAUGUUUCAAUGUACAUCCAUUCGAAGACUCAGCUAAACUUAGAAUCAUCAAUGGUAACUAUACCAUCCCAGAUACAGACAGAGAGUACACAGUAUUCCAUGAUCUCAUCAGAUCUUUGUUAAAAGUGAACCCCAAUGAUAGACCUAACAUAACUGAUGUAUUAGACAGAUUACAGGAGGUAGCAGCGGCCAGAAAUAUCAACUUAAAAACUCCACUUAAUAUAACUGAGGGAAUAACUGCUACACCUUUCUCAGAUAAUUCAGAUUCCCCAGUUAGACAAGCACCACCCCCACAACCUCAACCUUCGGCAUACAAUGAGGGACAAACCACAGCAGGGUCAAUAUUUAGUUCAUUGAAAGGUGGAGCAGGAAGUUUAAUGAAAAAUAUCAAAGAUGCUUCAGCCAAAGUCAUGGAAACAGUCUCAGCAACUGUGAACAAGGCAGAUUUGGAUUUGAGUUAUAUCACAUCUAGAGUUGUAGUUAUGUCAUUCCCAUCAGAGGGUGUUGAAUCAGCUUUUAAGAAUCAUAUAGAUGAAGUUAAGAAUUAUCUAGACUACAAACAUAAAAGUUCAUAUGCAGUAUACAAUAUAUCACAGAAAAGUUAUAGGACCAUCAAAUUUGAAAACAGGGUAUCAGAAUGUGGUUGGACAGCUAGGAAAGCCCCAACACUUGCCAAUCUCUUUGCUAUUUGUAAGAAUAUGCAUUUAUGGCUCAGACAAAAUCCACAUAAUAUAUGUGUGGUACAUUGUUUAGAUGGUAAAGCUUCCUCAGCCACAGUCAUUGGAGCAUUCCUUGUGUUCUGUAGAUUGUUUGAAUCUAGUCAACAAGCUUUACAUUUGUUCUCCUCGAAGAGAUGCCAGCCAGGCCUGUCUCCUGCUCAGAGAAGGUAUAUAGGGUACAUUUCUGAGAUGGUAGCUGACACCCCCUAUUUACCUCACAGUAGGCCAGUGAUGAUAAAGAAUCUUAUCAUGUCACCAGUUCCAUUAUUCAAUAAAAUGAGGAAUGGCUGUCGACCAUUUGUUGAGAUUUUUGUUGGAGAAGAUAGAAUAAUGUCAACAUCUCAAGAAUAUGAUAAGAUGAGGGGUUUUGUUGUUGAUGAAGGAAAAGCUAUAAUACCACUAGAUAUGUCAGUUGUUGGUGAUAUCACUGUGAUAGCCUAUCAUGCAAGGUCAACAUUUGGGGGCAAAGUUCAGGGCAAGAUAACAUCAAUGAAGAUGUUUCAGUUACAGUUUCAUACUGGUAUGGUCAAACCUGACAGCACUAAGAUGAAAUUCACACAAUUUGAUUUGGAUCAGUUAGAAACAGCAGACAAGUAUCCUGACCUCUUCUCUGUGUCAUUAGAUGUAAUUGUAUCACCCAAUGAACGUCCUAGAACUGACAGUAUGUACCCGUGGCAAAAAUAUGAUACACAGAAACUGAACCCUAGGGUUUUAUUCUCUUCCAAAGAUGAACUGUACCAAGUUCUUAAUGAGUUUGGUAUAUCAGAAAGAGUAAAAUCCAGAUUACACAGGACUACCAGUCAACCUAGUAGUGAGAACAGCAGUCCUGCUCAUGUACCAAAGCCACAAGAACCAAAACAAGAAACCAUGAAAAAAGAGGAACCAGUUAACAAGACAAGUUUCUUUGACAGUUUGAGUUGGCAACAGGAAGAAUCAAAAGGACAGGGUGAAGUAAAGAGUUUUGCUGAUAGAGAAUCAGAAUCAGGUCUUCUCAGCGGCAGUGAAGAUGAUGAAGAUGACUUUGCUGCGUUAACAAGUGAACGUAUGAAAGGAUUAUCUAAUGGUAAUAGUGGAUCACAAAAUUCUAUUGGUGGAAAGAAAUCACCAAAUGUUGACUUGUUUUCUUCUGGAAAUAACACAGAUAAUGUGGAUUUAUUUUCAAUGGGGAAUCAGUCAAAACAACAAGAUGUUGACUUUUUCUCAUCAGGAAAUAAAAGUGAAAAUGAAGAUUUGUUUUCAUUAGGAAACCAGUCAAAACCACAAAACGUUGACCUGUUUGCGUCACAACCUGAUAAUCAAUUAUUUGAUUUGUCAGGUGAAGAAGCUGUAUUAGAUUCUAAAAAUGGAGGUAUGACAGAACAAAUAGAUUUACUUAAUAUAGAUGGACCUAAUGAUUUUCUAGGUGGACCACAAAAUAGUGCACCUAAUGAUCAGCAAUCUUCAUUUGAUCCUUUCCAGGAAUUGUCUUCUCGACAGACUAAUGCAUUCCCAUCAGCCAACACUACCCAGAAACCAUCUGGAACAUUCGAUCCAUUCCAAACAAGUGUCUCAAACAAUUCCAAUAAUACUCAAGAAGAUGACUUUAUAAAAAUGAUGGAAAGUAGUUCCUCAAAUGACACUGGUCCAAAUUUACUAGGAAACUGGGACAGUGCAAACGUAGUUAAGUUUAAUACAUCAAACAUUCCAGUAAAUAAUAGAUCAAGUUCUAACUUACGACAAAGUCAUUCUGCGUCUAACUUAGGAGGUAUACAACAGAAUAAUAGUGGAACUAAAAUGCCAGCAAUGGGAGGAUUUGGUUCACAACAAAAUAUUUUAUCUGCUAAUCAGGCUAAGCCAGCUCAACAACAACAACAAUCCAAAAAACUGGAUCCAUUUGCUGACUUAGGUAGUUUAGGUAGUAUUGGAGGUAAUAAGCAGUCUGCAGGGUGGCAACAGAAACCAUCUCCGCAAGGUUCUCCUAAACUCAACAGGCCACAGGCAGUCAUCAACAAAAAUUCCCCUCAAGGAUCCCCACAGAUUCCUAGACCUCCACAGCAUAAACCAAACUACAAUGUCAACUUCCCUGCUCCUCCGAGUAACACAGGAAAAUCUAGUGUGAUAGGUGAUAGAAGUGAUCGAGGUGUACGGAAACCAUUCGGUCCUAAGCCGUCAGUAUCUAAUCAUGCCUUUGAAGAUCUGUUGGGAUCACAGGGCUUUAGUGCUACAGCCAAAGCUAACGAACAAAAGACAAUUGCCAGCAUGAGGAGACAACAGUUAGUAGAAGAUAUGGAUCCUGAUAAAUUAAAGCUAAUGGAAUGGAUACAGGGUAAAGAGAGAAAUAUACGAGCUCUUUUGUGUUCACUACAUACAGUCCUGUGGGAGGGAGAGGAACGAUGGAAGGGCAUUGGAAUGCACGACCUUGUCACACCAGAACAAGUAAAGAAAGUGUAUCGUAAAGCUGUGUUAGCUGUUCAUCCAGAUAAGCUGACAGGAUCUCCACAUGAAGAUAUGGCUAAAAUGAUAUUUAUGGAAUUAAACGAUGGCUGGGCCCAGUUUGAGGAGGAAGGAAUGAAAGCUUUAUACUAACAAUCACAUGAUCAUGGACAGUUUCUGCACUUUGGAAGUAUUCAAUCAUUAUCUAGGUCAUAUGUAAUCUCUGUAAUUUUAAUGUUCUCAGUUUCACUAGUCAAUGCUUUGUAUAGGACUGUGCUGUAUGUUUAUUUAAGUUUUAACAUCACUUUAUCAUUUCAUUGAUGUUAAAGGCCAGACUACUUUAAGUGUUUGGUCAAUCAGUAUUUCAUCAAAUUAUUUGGAUUAAUAGGAUGAAUUUCAUACAUUUGAAGGUAUGGCAUGAAUUGCUUUAAUAAUUUACAUAAAAAGGACAUGAAGAAUAAAGUAGGUUUUCCAGUUAGGUACGAAAUUCUAAAAAAAUCUUUGAAUACAAUUUGAAGACAAAAAUUUAAAAAAAUCAAGUAACUAUUGAAGGAUACCAUAACCCCAUGUCAAUCAUCUUUUUCUUUGAAGAUUGAAAAUACCUGAUAUCCCAUAUAUAAAGAUUGAAAUUAUCUAGUACUUUAUCCAAAUUGUGAAAAGAGCAGUAUUCAACAUCCAAAUGGUCUAUUUUAUUUUCUGUUUUAAUAUUUAUAUAAAUUUGUUGCUUUUUGAUGAAAUAUGUUAAACUUAAUAUCUUAACUAUUGUACUUAGGUGUGAAUUAUAUAGUUACAGAAAAAAAUACCUUUAACAGAUGAGACCAUGUUUUAAUCCUCUUUUAUUUUUUAAGUACGUUUUAUAAUCUAGAUAUAGUUUACCAAUGUUUUACAUUUCUUUACUGUUCAUACUUAUUCCUGCUUCCUUGUCCUUUUAAGUGAGCAUAUGGCACAAACGUGUCUAUUGUUCCCAAAAGUGUCCGACUUCAGACCCCUUCAAACAGGCCCACUUUUAAACACCAGAACAUGAUCAUGUCUUCUCUUUAGGUAGGGAUUCCUUUAAAUAUGUUUAUUUUACUUCCCUAUGUAAACAUUGUAUAUGACCCACAAUCUUACUGUUUGUGCAAUAUAAUGGUUUAUAAUGUAUUUUGCUUAGUAUUCAGUAUUUAUGUUCAUUAUUAUCUAAAUUUAAUACAUUAUUUAAGAUUGGAAACCAUAAAUACAAGACAAUGAAUUGAAAAUGAUGUGUACAAAUAAAAAGUUAUAUGUUAUUAUCUGUUAUGAACUAAUUAAUGUAUGUUCUCAAUCUUUAGUAUUUAUCUAUGUAUGUAAAAACAUUCAAUUGAUUAGCAGGUUCUGUUCACAUAUCUAUAUUUCCCCAAGGUUAGUAAGCAUGUAUUUUGUAUAUUUUUGGAAUAUCUGUGAUAACUAUUGCGUAAUCUUAAUAACACACAGGCACUUUCUGUAGACGUAGGUAUUGACUUUCUACAAAUCUCUUUAAGAGUUCUAUAUAUGAAGUAUUAUCUAUUGUUCCUUGGACAUAUGUGCAAUCAGUGAAAAUCAUACAUUUUAGCAUUUUUGAAAUAUUAUUUCUGUAUGUAUAGCAAAUAAAAGUAUGAAUAAGAUUUUAGAAGAAAAGUGUUGACAUUAGUUGUUAUUGUCACUUACAUAUGUUUCUGUUUUAUAAUGAACAAUUUUGAAAAUAGGUAUUUAGAUGUUUAAGAAGAUAAAGAAAAUAAAUGUUUUUUUGCACUAGCAAAUACAUCAGUGAAAGUUGUUAUAUCAGAAUGAGAUUAGGUGCAUUUUAAAUUUGUGUAUAUUAGUUAAUGAUAAGCACUGUUUGUUGUCUGUAAAUAGUGGAUAAUUACGAAUAGGUCAAUAAAUAUGCAUCAGUA
This is a messenger RNA of Mytilus trossulus (common blue mussel), 5839 nucleotides long. Its product is annotated as cyclin-G-associated kinase-like. The transcript has 24 exons. Gene Ontology annotation, biological process: positive regulation of Notch signaling pathway; regulation of clathrin-dependent endocytosis; protein phosphorylation. Bases 69 to 4103 code for a protein of 1344 amino acids. NCBI's taxonomy places the organism in Eukaryota, Metazoa, Mollusca, Bivalvia, Mytilida, Mytilidae. Gene Ontology annotation, molecular function: ATP binding; protein serine/threonine kinase activity; AP-2 adaptor complex binding. The record is from RefSeq and is a predicted model, not a curated record. Gene Ontology annotation, cellular component: cytoplasm.